AUGAAGAUAUUAUCAAGUAAUCAAAAUUCACAAGAUUCUGUUAAUACCAUUAAGAAAUCUUAUCAAUUAUUUGAACAAAAAUAUGAAAAUUUAUCUAAUCUGAUUAGAAAUGCAAAAGAUAUUGAAUUUAAUAAAAUCAUUGAAUCAGUUUUAAAUCGUCCAUUAAUUCAAGCAAGUAAACCAAAUGUCGAUGAAAAUUUUAAACAAUCAUUCAAAUAUUUAUUAUAUAUAAAAUCAUUAUCAGAAUUUGGAUUACAUAAUCAUGAUGGAAAUUUCUUAAUUCCAAUUUUAUUGCUUAUCUUCCCUCAAGAAUCAUUAAUGGAAAUAUAUUGUUUAUUAGAAUUAAUUAAUCAAGAAGUAUUUCAACGUGAUUUCUUGCAUGAAUUAAAUUGUAAAUUAAAUCAAUGGGGAGCUUCAAAAACAAUUCCAAAAUCAUUAUCAUCAAGAAAUUUCACUGCUUCUGAAUUUGAAGGAUUGAAUUACAAUUGGAUCUUGGAAAUGAUUUUACAAUUUAGUGAUCAAUUACCAUUGAGUUUAAGUGCACCAUCAACCCCAAUCCUCGACCAACCCCGUCAAUGGGAAUCCCAACACCAACAGGCACAACAACAACAACCAGAAUCACAAGAACCCCAAAUACCCGAAGAAGAACCAUCACCAGCAUGUCUCCAACUCAUAUCCAAAUUAUUCACUCUUUUGAUAGUAUAUUCAAAUUCAAUCAAAACUAAAACCAAAAAUAAUUUAAAAGUUUGGGAAAGUUUUAUAAUUGCAAUAUUUGUUUAUUAUCAUUUAAAUUGGAAUGAUUAUCAAGAAUUGAUUAAGAAAAAUAUUCCAAUUCGGUUAAAUAACUCUCAUGAUUCAAGAGAGAAUUUGGAUUGUUUCGUUAGGAAAUGGAAAGACUUAUUUAAGAAGUAA
Hemisphaericaspora subhashii is the source of this 912-nucleotide messenger RNA. RefSeq lists its product as uncharacterized. The coding region runs from base 1 to 912 and encodes 303 amino acids. The record is from RefSeq and is a predicted model, not a curated record. NCBI's taxonomy places the organism in Eukaryota, Fungi, Ascomycota, Pichiomycetes, Serinales, Debaryomycetaceae. The transcript has a single exon.